This is a messenger RNA of Leptidea sinapis, 1074 nucleotides long. RefSeq names its product tubulin polyglutamylase complex subunit 2. Lineage: Eukaryota; Metazoa; Arthropoda; Insecta; Lepidoptera; Pieridae. The coding region runs from base 256 to 1008 and encodes 250 amino acids. Gene Ontology annotation, biological process: protein polyglutamylation. The transcript is spliced from 6 exons. The record is from RefSeq and is a predicted model, not a curated record.
UUUAAAGCUCAUGCUUAUCAGAAAAAUAUAUGAAUUUUAGACGAUUCAUUUUAUUUUUUUCUGAAUUAUUUAUAAAAUAUUCAUUAAUUUAUUCCCGUGUUUAUGAAAAUAUUAUAUCUGCUUUCCGUACGUAAUUUUUAAGAGACAAAAUUAUGUAAGUAGUAGCAGAAAACUGAUCCUGAAUGAAGCCCCAUUUCGUCAAUUUUGUGUGAAGAGCCAACAAUGUACAACUACUAAUAAGGUGACGAAGGAAGCAUGAGUUUUUGUGUUGACUUAGUAUCAGAAGAUUCAUUUUAUGAAAAUAUAACUCUGGGUGUAACAAAACUACUUGAAUCCGAUCCUCGAAUAUCAAAUGUGGCGGUCGAACGGAGAGGACCUUGUGAUCGAGUUGCCAUUUCUAAUUGGGAGCAGAGGCAUUCCACUGCAUUACCGGAAGAUCUACGAAAUUUCUAUUUAUCCACCGAUGGCUUCCUUCUAACAUGGCAUUACAAAUAUUCAGCUGAUGCGGUGCUCCCUGUUGGUUCAAUUAGAGUUAAUUCACUGAAUGAAUUAUAUUUAUCGCCUUCGUUAAAGGACCUACUGGACUUUUCUCUGACAAGGCCGACUGCAGGCACGCGUCCCAUUUUGAACACAAAGAGCAAAAUUUUUGAGCUGGACACAUGUAGGAAUAUUGGAAAGGUUUGUUUGGUUUACACAAAUGGUUGUUGGUCCGUGUGGCUGGCGACCCGUGACGGCACUUGGGGUUGGUUGGCGGACACAUUCACGCAGUACUUUAGGAUGGCUCUUAUUCACCUAGGCUUGCCGACCUGGCAGGCGGCAUUUGCCAAUUUGCCACUUAUUCCGUGGGCGGAGCAACUGUUCCUACUGCUCGCUCCGCAUCUGUUGGAGAGGAAUGAGCCGGAGAGCAGCGUGAUAGUGACAGCUGACGCGGGCUUCAAUCACAUUGAUCCAAAUAUAUUCAAAACUGCACGCCAGCACAAGAAUACUGUAAAACAAGUCAAUCACUAAUGUUGAAAUGAAUUUGACGUUUAUGGGACGUUUAUUAAAAGAAAAUAUACUUAUAUCUAACUAUAA